Halteromyces radiatus is the source of this 1474-nucleotide messenger RNA. RefSeq lists its product as uncharacterized. The transcript has a single exon. Gene Ontology annotation, biological process: negative regulation of transcription by RNA polymerase II; positive regulation of transcription by RNA polymerase II. Gene Ontology annotation, molecular function: zinc ion binding; DNA-binding transcription factor activity, RNA polymerase II-specific; RNA polymerase II cis-regulatory region sequence-specific DNA binding. Lineage: Eukaryota; Fungi; Mucoromycota; Mucoromycetes; Mucorales; Cunninghamellaceae. The coding region runs from base 100 to 1188 and encodes 362 amino acids. The record is from RefSeq and is a predicted model, not a curated record.
UUUUCUUUUCUUUUCGAUUCUUUUCUUUUCUUUUCGUUUCUUUUUUAUUUGAUAAAAAAAAAUAUAAUAUUUCAUACAUAUAUUUAUUUAUUUUCAUUGAUGAUGGCACCAGUAAGACAACGCUCUUUGACACGUUGUGUUCAAUGUCAUUCUUCUUUUCGACCACUGGUAUGGGGUAGAGAAACUGGACAGGGACCAAUGUGUGAUACCUGUGGUGAUAAUCUUGAUCGACUUUCAUCUUCCUCUUUUGGCCGAAAUUACGAUAAUGGUUUGGAUGAAAAAAGCAAACUACAAACAGACACUUUAUUGACUUGUGCCAACUGUCAAACUGCCUGUACACCUUUAUGGCGAAGGGAUGCCAAUGGACAAACAAUAUGCAAUGCCUGUGGAUUGUAUUACAAGUUACAUAACGUGCAUCGACCUGCUACUAUGAAAAAAACAGUAAUCAAACGACGUAAACGACUCUCAGAUGAACAACAAGUCUCCAAGGAAGAACAACGUAUGAAGAAGAAGAAUGAUCUAGUCAUGGUGCGUAUGGAACAACAACAACAACAACAACAACAAUCAUCAUCAUCAUCAUCAUCAUCUGUCAUUUAUAACAAACAUACAUGUAAACCACCUUCAUCAACUACAGCCAUUACUACUACUACUACUACUGCUUCCUCUUCUACUCAUCCAGAUUAUCAGCGUAUCAACAAAGAUUUGGUACCUCCUUUAUUAUCACCUACAUUACAACAACAACCACAAGAUCAUCUCUUAUAUUCAUCAGACAUCAAAAAGUCAAUCAGUAAUAAUGACAAUAACAAGAAGAGGAAACGACAAGAAUUAUCAGAAGAAAUUGCAAGACUGACUCGAUUAUUAUCAGAUAAGGUACAAGAACUGACUGCAUUGGAUCAAGCUGAAGAAGAACAACAAGAUUAUGAUAACGAUGGAUAUCAACAUGGAGAUGAGGAUCGAGUCAUAUCAUCAUCUUCAUCUGUUUCAUCAUCAUCAUCAUCUAUUACACCAACAAACUAUCCAUGUACACCACCUACUCAAGAAAAAGAAGAUCAAGAAGAAAAGGAAAAUAUUGCACAAUCUUUAUUAUCAUUAGCAUCCUCACCUCAAUCUCAUCUUCGUUUACCACCCAUUUCAUCUAUGUCUUCCUCCCUUUCCUCCCCUUCCUCCUCAUUAUUUGUUACUGUAUAGAAUAGAUAUUAUCCGCUCCUUUUUUUUAUUUAUUAUUAUAUCUAGAUAGAUCUUCCUUUUUAUUUUAUGUACCUAGUAUAAUAUAUAUAUAUAGUUUUAAGUGAAACUGUUAUAUGUAGUAGUGUUUAUGAUGAUUCUGACAUUGAAAAUAAAAAAAAUUAUACCAUGCUCUAUAUGAAAAAGUUUGGAAACAGAAAAAAAUCAUCCGUGGAAUGAUACUGGACUUAAUAAUUACCUAAUUUAGAUGUUGUUCCCCUCUCACCAAAUAUCGUAACACAAAAAAAAA